AUGUAUCCCGUUGAGGAGAAUAAAGAAAGAAGCAGUUCGUAUCCUGAUUAUCGAACGUAUUUAAAGUUCGAUGGAAUAGAAUUUCCGGUUACCUUGCGAGAUAUUACUAAAUUUGAACGUUUGAACAAUAUAUCCGUAAAUGUGUUUAUGUUUAAGGAACGUGAUAAAAAAAAGAUUGUUCCUCUACGCCUUACGGCUAACAAGAGAAACGUUCACAUAUCUGCAUUAUUUUUAUUCGACCGAGAAAUUAUUCGAGCAUACCGAUUGCGAAAAGAUGAACGAGCAAUUGUUCUUCCCGAAGAAGAGGAUAAAUCGCUUUCGUUUCGCAACUAUGAUCGAAAGGAGCGACUACCGUACGUGGUAUAUGCAGAUUUGGAGUAUCUUUUGGAAAAGAAGGACGAGGGGGAAAGUUUUAUGACAACGGAAAAUGGAUUUGGUUAUCAACAUCACAGAGCAGCGUUUAGCGUCGGUUAUUAUGUCAAGUCCACGUUAAACGAUGAAUCAUCGUCAUCGAUGUAUAUGUCGCAUCGCGGUCAAGACUGUGUUUCGUGGUUUGCGAAAGAACUGAAUUCUCUAGCGCAUCGCGCGAAAGAUAUUCUUGGCACGGUUGCGUCUAUGACGGACUUGACGAGGGAGGAGAUGCGUAGUUUCUCGGACGCGAAGUUUUGUCACAUAUGCGGAAAAAUAUUCCUGGCGACGGACCUGCGUGUGCGCGAUCAUUGUCAUAUUACUGGACGGUACAGGGGUGCGGCGCAUUCGUAUUGUAAUUUAAAUUAUCAUAAUUCCUUUAUGAUUCCGGUGUUUUUACACAAUUUAUCUGGUUACGACGCACAUUUUAUAAUUAAAGAAAUCGCUAAUGAAUACGAGGGCAGAGUUGAGUUAUUACCAUUAAACAAAGAGACAUAUAUUUCGUUCACGAAGAAUGUUAGUUCUACGAGAGAAAAAAAAUGGCAUAAUUGCGUAAAAUUGCGAUUCGUAGAUUCUUAUAAAUUUCUAAAUGAAAGUCUCGGUAAAUUGGUGUCGUACCUAGAUAGAGGUGACCUACGAAUAACGCGAUCAAUGUUUUUUGAUUUGAGUGACGAAGAUUUUGAACUGCUCACACGUAAAGGUGUGUUUUCGUACGAGUACGUUGACAGCGUCGAUAGGUUGCACGAGACGGAGUUACCGUCGCGGGAGGCUUUUUAUAGUUCGUUAACACGAGAAGAGGUGUCCGACGAUGAUCACAAGCAUGCUGUUAACGUUUGGCAGCGUUUUAACAUUAAAAAUCUAGGUGAAUACAGCGAUCUGUAUUUGAAAACGGACGUGCUACUCUUAGCGGAUGUCUUUGAAAAGUUUCAUGACAAUAGCAUAGAAAGUUACGGUUUGGAUCCCGCUCAUUAUUACACGAUACCCGGCUAUACGUGGGACGCGAUGUUGAAAUAUACGGGUGUUCGUUUUGAACUCCUGAUCGAUAUCGAUAUGGUAUUGUUUGUGGAGCGUAAUGUGCGCGGCGAUUUUAGUCAGUGUUCGAAUAGAUACGCGCGUGCGAAUAACAGAUACCUACCGUAUUACGAUUCGUCGCAACCGUCGUUGUUUCUUAUUGGCUCGACGACAUUGCUAAUUUUGACGGUGUCCGCGGAUUCUUAUUUCGGUUAUAUUUUGGAGGUAGAUCUCGCGUAUUCACACGAGCUGCACGACGCUCACGCGGAUCUUCCUUUUUAUCCCGCGCGCACCACGCCUCCCGAUAAGCGGAACGUCAAACUUUUGGCCACGUUUUACGAUAAGUCGCAUUACGUGAUACAUUAUCGCAAUUUACAACACUGCCUGCGACACGGAUUGCGCGUAACGACGAUUCAUCGCGUAUUACGAUUCGCACAAUUUCCAUGGCUUCGCGGAUACGUAGAAUUGAAUACGAGAUUUAAGAUUGGUGCGAAAAACGAGUUCGAAAGAAAUAUGUAUAAGCUAAUGAAUAACGCGGUAUUUGAAAAGACCAUGGAAAAUGUGCGCGAUCGUGUGGAUGUGCGUCUUGUGACGAGUUGGGAGAGUAGGCACGGAGCGGAGACGUUAAUUGCCAAACCGAACUUUCAUAGUAGAAGCAUUUUCGCUGAGGGUCUGAAUUGCGUCGCUUAG
Monomorium pharaonis (pharaoh ant) is the source of this 2109-nucleotide messenger RNA. RefSeq lists its product as uncharacterized. The transcript has 3 exons. Lineage: Eukaryota; Metazoa; Arthropoda; Insecta; Hymenoptera; Formicidae. The coding region runs from base 1 to 2109 and encodes 702 amino acids. Gene Ontology annotation, biological process: DNA replication. Gene Ontology annotation, molecular function: DNA binding; nucleotide binding; DNA-directed DNA polymerase activity. The record is from RefSeq and is a predicted model, not a curated record.